AUGAACAUAGAAUGCAUCGACGUUCUCCCCUUUGAUACUGCGCAAGAGGAGGAAAUAGUAUGCGUUCUAGCAACAGAAGUCGAAGAGAAAGAUAAGGUCGAAAAUUCAGUGGACCUACAAAGGUUCAGUAGUCUUCGAAAGACACGGCAUACGGCAUACGUAGCAAACUUUAUAAAACGACUCGCUGAGCGAAUGAUUAAAAUUAAAGGUCGCAACUUGCAACUCAGUAGCGUGUCUCAGUUCGAUACAUACCCACAUAUCACAGCUAAAGACAUAGAACUCGCAGAAAAGAUGAUAUUCAUGCAUGAAAACAAAGGAAUUAGCCUGAAGGAGUUGCAAACUCGGAAUAAUACGUUUCUAUACAUAAAAAAUAACAAACAAAUAAUACGUUGUGCGCCCAGAUUGGAGAAUGCUCAUCUACCCUACGACGCGCGGAAUCCGAUUUACUUACCAGUGCACUCGGAGCCCUUGAGGCUCAUGCUCACAGACAUAUAUAAAAACAACGCACACUCUCAACAACGCUUUUGGUUGUCGCGCCCUCCGAGACAUGCACGGCGUAUCCUCAACCAGUGCUCGCUUGUCGCCGAGCACAAAGUCCCCCGAUUAGCCUCGCUGCCUUCUGACCGCGUUCGACGCGUCAGACCAUUCAAACACACAGGUUGUGAUCUCCUUGGAACAUACACCAUGAGUGGCAUGCGAAGGCCCACGUGUGCCUAUACACAUGUCUCCUUACACGAGCAAUCCAUCUUGAGCUUGUUGAGAACCUGUCAGAUACCGCACUUGUAA
This is a messenger RNA of Haemonchus placei, 786 nucleotides long. The record is from the annotation of a GenBank genome assembly. NCBI's taxonomy places the organism in Eukaryota, Metazoa, Nematoda, Chromadorea, Rhabditida, Trichostrongylidae.